Messenger RNA from Thrips palmi, 1426 nucleotides. RefSeq names its product BTB/POZ domain-containing protein KCTD15 (gene twz). The record is from RefSeq and is a predicted model, not a curated record. Bases 1 to 1413 code for a protein of 470 amino acids. Gene Ontology annotation, molecular function: protein binding. NCBI's taxonomy places the organism in Eukaryota, Metazoa, Arthropoda, Insecta, Thysanoptera, Thripidae. Gene Ontology annotation, biological process: protein homooligomerization. The transcript is spliced from 7 exons.
AUGUACACCCCCGCGUCUCAAAAGCGGGUGCGCGAGGUGCAGACUGCGUCGGGUCGCGGACGCCGAAAGCAACACACCGUGAGCGCGCGCCGAGCUCGUCAUCCCCAGCAUCUUCUCGACGACCGCAUCGCGCUGCUUGGCGCCGGCGAGGUGUCACGCGUGCGUGUGCGUGCGUGUGUGUGUGUGUGCGUGUGUGCGUGUGCUGCCCCGCGUGCCCGCCCCGUGACAGUGCUGUCUGCGGACUCCACGAGGACCUCCAGGGCCGCCAGGACGGUCGUGGACUUCCCCGGCGUGGACUUCCCCGGCGUGGACUACCUCCUGUGGCCGCGCGACGCGCAAGCCGCCAACAUUUUCCCCCACGACACCCUUCGCUCCCCGACUGCCACCGUGGACAACCGGGCGGCAUUGGUCGGGCUGGAGUCUCCAUGCGGCAAGAGAAGAAAAUGUGAGGUGGGCUCCGACAUGGAGGGCAAGGAGCCCAAGGAUCUGACCGCCAACAGGGCCAUGCUGUCCAGUGCCCACAUCAAAAUGAGGCUGCUGUCGCCCAGUGUGUCGCCCACUGCCUCCAGCCACUCGCCGUCCCCGCCGGCCGCGCAGGCGCCACAGUCCGUCUACAAGGCCACGGGCAUCCCCAGCGUGGCGGCCGCCUCCAGGUACACGGCGCCCGUGCACAUCGACGUGGGAGGCACCAUCUACACGUCCAGCCUGGAGACGCUCACCAAGUACCCCGACUCCCGCCUGGCCAAGCUCUUCAACGGCAGCAUCCCCAUCGUGCUGGACUCCCUGAAGCAGCACUACUUCAUCGACCGGGACGGCGGCAUGUUCAGGCACGUGCUCAACUUCAUGCGCAACGCCCGGCUCCUCAUCCCCGACAACUUCUCGGACCUGGACCUGCUGCUGGAGGAGGCCAGAUACUUCGACAUCGCACCGAUGGUGCGGCAGCUGGAGCAGAUGCAGCGGGACCGCCACCAGAGGACGGCGACGUCGUCCCUGCCGUCGCGGACGCCGGACCGCGGCACGCUGACGGGCACCCACCCCCACCACCCGCCAGGCCUCGGCGGCGCGCUGGCCCCCGCCGGCCACGGCGACGCGUACGAGUGCGUGGCGCUGCACGUCAGCCCCGACCUCGGCGAGCGCCUCAUGCUGUCCGGCGAGCGGGCUCUGCUGGACGAGGUGUUCCCCGAGACCAGCCAGGCCGUGAUGGACACGCGUCAGGGCGCGGCGUGGAACCAGCACGACCAGCGGCACGUCAUCCGCUUCCCGCUCAACGGCUACUGCAAGCUCAACUCGGUGCAGGCCAUCCAGCGCCUGCUCAACGCGGGCUUCAGCGUGGUGGCCUCCAACGGCGGCGGCGUCGAGGGCCAGCAGUUCUCCGAGUACCUGUUCGUGAGGCGCGCGCUGCCGCCCUCGUGAUGCCCGCUGCGCC